Messenger RNA from Parasteatoda tepidariorum (common house spider), 2472 nucleotides. RefSeq lists its product as uncharacterized. The record is from RefSeq and is a predicted model, not a curated record. Lineage: Eukaryota; Metazoa; Arthropoda; Arachnida; Araneae; Theridiidae.
UUCUUUCAAAAGUACAAUUUUUAUCACACAUUCGUAUCUAAGUCGAGAUAUACUACAAUGGUUCAAUCAUGAUGAUCUUUUAAAAGAGAUGUUCACGAUAAAUAAUUCCUUUUUUGUUAUAUUUUUUAUCGUUGAAUGGACAUGAAUUCGAACGAGUUUACACCAAAUUCUCCAUCUUUACAGAUGGAGUUUCGUCCGCGACGCUUUUCUGACAUCUCUGACUUGAUGAGAAAGGAAAGAUUUCAGAAUGAUUUAAUCCAUUUCAAAUUCGAUCGGACGACAAAAGAGAAAAUACGUAAAUUGGCUGAGUAUAUCUUAGAAACAGAAUCCAGAGAUAAUGGUCUAGGAGAACAAAGUCACGAAAGAAUUAAAGUUUUCGACGAGUUAAAAUACCUGUUUGACGAACGAUUCCGAAUCUUGUUGAAACGAGUGGAAGAUUGGAAACUUGUAAGAAUUCCCCUCAUUAAAAAGAUUGAAGACUACAUUGAAAGCUUGGAUAAAAACUUUAAACUUAGCUCCAUUGCUCGGUUGGUAGGAUCGACAACUGACGUUGUAGGUUCCGUCGGCGGCUUGCUAAUGAGUUCAGAUAGUGCAAAAUAUGCUUUUAACAUAGCAUCAGCGUGCGGUUUGCUUGGAAUUUUCGCUACAGUGGCGGAGAUUACCUCUUCCAAAAAGAUCUUGGAUGAUGUUAAUGAUUCUAUUGAAGAGGAUUACAAGUCAUUGGACCUUAUUGUGAAAUGGUUUCAUGGUAACGAGGAUUUAGAUUUUGCAGUUCAAGAUUCAAGGAUAUUUCCGUAUGGUGUAGACAAGGACAUUGCCCUUCAAGUUCAAGAAGCUUCACACGAAUUAGAAGACUAUAUGAAAGUGUUUGUAUCAGCUUUAGCUUCCAAUGUCAGAAAAGACAGUGAUAUUCUUGAGGAUAUAGAUUUUCUACAUGGUCUUCAAAUGUUUACAUGGAGUAAUGUUGCCAGGUUAUGGUGGAACAGGAUAAUUUUCCGCAAGCAUCCCAUCACCCUUGACUUGAAUAGAAUGAUGUUGCAGAUGGAAUUUGGGCAAAUGCAAUCUCUAGUCUUACAAAGUAUUCCCUCCUUGCCACUAGAACAACAGCGAUUAACUUCCUUGCCGGUUGCCGGAAGAAUAAUGUUAAACUGUUUAACCAUAUAUGAUUCAAUGUUUUACAUUCGCCAAGGAGCAAAGUCACUACAUUCCGAUAAAUUAAGGAAACUUUUGAAAGAAAUGAAAAGGGAAUUACGCACAAUCGAUAGUUUAAUUGAAAGAAUGAAACCUGCUAACUUUAGCGAACAAGUUCAAGCAAAUCUGAGCUGAUUUUACUGAUAUUAAACUUCACGAAGCAAGAAAAACAAAUGGUAACAUUUCAGAAUUUCCAACACGAAUAUGGUUUAAGUUUUCUGAGAAAAAUACUGCAAUAAGCAUGUUCUGGAUUAUUAUUAGUUUCUUUGAAGUUUUAUUUUCGCAUAAUUGAUGUUGUUUUAAACCUUUUGCAUUACCUUUCAAUAAAUAUUGCCAUUGAUUAUCUUCGUAUUGAACCAAAAUAUAAUAUUUGAUGACGAAAUCCUACAGGAUGAAGAAAAACUGUCCAAUCAUUUUUGAAAUUAAAAGAAAUGAAACAGCUUGAAAUGUUGCUUGUGCGUGUUGUAACUACUCAUUUUUCCUGCAAGAGGAAAUAAAAGUACUAAGAAAUACAGAAAAAUCAUGAAAAAACUUCAUAACACUGACAUAACACAUCAGAACUCGUCGUAACUGCAGGCGUAGCGUGUAAGAGGUGCACGCUUUUUGUUUUUAGAAAACUGUUCGUUUAUUUUAAGUUUUAUAUAUACAUUACUAUAUAAAUGAACAUACAUAGAAAAAAUAAUCAUGCAUAUAUUCAUAAAAUUUAAAAUAUACGAAGAGUUUUCAAAAAACAAAAGAAUGCCCCCUUUGAACUUGUAACACUUGAAAAAUAAACCAAACAAGAGGAAAAACUACAUACGCAAAUUUAGUGAAUUGUUAUGUGUUCUUAGUGCUACAAGCAUAAUAACUUGGUUAUCUUUUAGUUUUAGAUGUAAAAAAAUGAAAUUAGUUUAGUUUUGGAUGAAAUGUAUUAUUUAAUUAGAUGUAUUUAAUCCUCUAUGCAUUAUAACCCAUUUCCUUUAGUUAAUGACUUAAGUUGAAAUUUCUAUGUUAUGUUGAAACUUCCAUGUUGUCAGAUCACAAACUUCUUGAGUAAUUAAUAAAAUCUAAAAUAUAUAAAUCUAUAACAACAGAAUGAAGAGUUUAUAUGUCUGUAUGUUUCUCUUAUACCCCCAGAACCGUUUGUUCUAUCGCCCUGAAAUUUGUACGGUGACUGCAAUGAAACCAGUGAUUCUAAAAUUCGUUCGAAAUUUUAAAUUGUUAUGUGUUUUUGUAAUUAAUUGUAAUUAAGUUUAAUUGUUGUUGUUUAAUUGUAAUUAAGUUUUAUGAGUGGGUGCAACU